Larimichthys crocea (large yellow croaker) is the source of this 3866-nucleotide messenger RNA. RefSeq names its product transcription termination factor, RNA polymerase II (gene ttf2). The record is from RefSeq and is a predicted model, not a curated record. Lineage: Eukaryota; Metazoa; Chordata; Actinopteri; Sciaenidae. Gene Ontology annotation, biological process: DNA repair. Gene Ontology annotation, cellular component: nucleus. Gene Ontology annotation, molecular function: ATP-dependent activity, acting on DNA; zinc ion binding; ATP binding. The transcript is spliced from 24 exons. The coding region runs from base 96 to 3509 and encodes 1137 amino acids.
UACCGGAUGUAUUUUCUGACGGCUGUGAUUGGUCAAUACGAAAAUACUGCGUUCCACUUUUCUGUGAAUGGAAACUGAGCUGACAGUGUCAAACAAUGGAGAAGGUUUUAUGUUCUGUCCACGGCAGCCCGUGUUUGUUAAAAACGGGCGUCAAAGAUGGACCAAAUAAAGGCAAGAGCUUCUACGUAUGCGUGGACAAGGAGGGCUGUGAUUUCAGUCAGCUGGCCAGCAUCUCACCGUCCCACUGCCUCCACCAUGAAGAUUCGAUGGUGGAACUCCAAGCUCUGGCCUACAAUCAGAAACAGCAGGGCCACAAGUUGUACUUCCGGUGUGUUAUUGGGAAAAAGGCUGGUCAGAAGUGGUGUGGAAGUGUGCCUUGGACUGCAUUAUUGCAGCCAGAGAAAGAAAAGCAGAAAACUCUCUCUGCCACACAGCUGCAGCCCUCUUGCCUGCCACCUGUGCGAAACCCAUUUAAGGUUCCCGACAAGAAGGACAAGGACUCUGAGCGGAGAAGGAUGCAGUGUAAUGGAAGUGAUGAGAAAGACAGUGAGGCAAGGCACAAGGCUGAAGGAAAAGAAAACAUAAAGAGUGCAGGUGUAGGAGUGGAAGAAGAACAAGAAGAGGAGGAAGGGAAGAUGAGUUCAUCAGAUACUUACAGAGGUAAACAACUUCCACAGGGGAUGACAAUAAAGAAGAGAGUUUCAGAUGAGGACAGAAACAGUCCCAAAGCUAACGGUGUGGAAAAAAUGACAGAUACGGUGAAAGACAAAACUAAAGAGAACCACGCCGAGCCGGGAGAAGCAGAAAAAACGUUGCCUACCGCGAGUGUCAAGGCUCUUCAUAGUGAGAGAAUAAAUCAUACCUCACAGGAUCCUCACAAGGACUUGCCCCCAAAACCAACCAACAGUGAAACCUGUCUGGUGCAAUCAACUGACACAACUAUAAAACACUCAAUAGACUCUGGUAACACCAGGAAACCCACAUCUAACAAGCCAGCACAAUCCGCAGAGUUGAGUCAAACCAAAAACCACAAAGACAACGAUGACGACGUAGUGUUUGUGUCGGAGAAACCUGCUACUCAGAAAACUCCUUCUCCUGUUUCGGGUGUGCAAAAGACCCUGACCACCUUCGCUGGGUUCCAGCCUAUUUCUAAGGUCAAAAGUCAACAAGCAGCUCCCAAAGGGAUGCACAGCCUGCUCACGGCUCAACUCCAACAGAAAAAGGCCACUCUGUCCAUGGUGAAUGUGGCUGCUCUGCCAGAUAAAGGGGAGAGACUGAGGACUCAGGUCAAAGAGCUGGAGGAUGCACUGGAGUCUCUGAGCCUCACUGCUGCCUCUCAGCCAGAGUCCCAGGGUGCACAUAGCAGCGGUGAUGCUUGUCCAAACAGCAGCCAGGUUAACCCUUUCAGCCGGUCAGGGGGAACCAUCCUGCUCCCCAACCUCCCUGCCUCUGGUCCCUCCCAACACCAGGCCUCCGGGAGCUCCCUGGGGCUCCAUCUGAGUCAGGGAUACACCCAGACAUAUGGAGCAGACUCACAGGUCCAGGCCUUUUAUGGUGGCAGGAUGACAGAUGAUCGUCUGUUGGCGGUGAAAAAUGCCACCUGUGAGGCCAUCGACCAUCUCCACAAAUCCCUGGAGACCUGCCCUGACGCUGAGGCAGAUGCUCCGGACCCCAAGGGCAUCAUGGUGCCGCUUCUCGCCCACCAGAAGAAAGCUUUGGCCUGGCUGCUCUGGAGAGAAGCCCAGAAUCCUUGUGGAGGAAUAUUCGCGGACGACAUGGGUCUGGGAAAAACCCUGACCAUGAUUGCUCUCAUACUGACCAAGAAGAUGAAGGCAAAAAAAGAAGAUGAAAAAAAGGAAGAGGAGAAGAAGGAGGAGAGCUGGCUCUCCAAAACUGACUCCAGACUCGUGGUUUCUAACGGCACUCUGAUCAUCUGUCCUGCCUCCCUGAUCCAUCACUGGAAGAGGGAGGUCGACAGACACAUCAAGACAGGAAAGCUGAACGUGUACCUGUACCACGGGCCCAACCGCGAGAAAAGUGCUAAAGUGCUCGCAGAUUAUGAUGUGGUGGUGACAACCUAUAGUUUGGUCUCUAAAGAGAUCCCAGUCCAGAAGGAGGAGGCUGAGAAACCCAGCAAAGAUUUUGAUGACGUGCCACCACGCUCAGCUCCUCUUCUGCGCGUGGCUUGGGCCCGGGUGGUCCUUGACGAAGCCCACAACAUCAAAAACCCUAAAGUGCAGACCUCCAUGGCCGUGUGUCAGCUGAGGGCUCGUGCGCGCUGGGCCGUCACUGGCACGCCCAUCCAGAACAACCUGCUGGACAUGUACUCACUGCUCAAGUUUCUGCGUUGUUCUCCAUUCGAUGAAUACAAACUGUGGAAAGCUCAGGUAGACAACGGCUCUAAGAGAGGCAGAGAGAGGCUCAACAUCCUGACGAGGACUCUUCUGCUCCGAAGGACCAAAGACCAGCUGGACUCCACAGGAAAACCACUGGUGUCUCUUCCUGAUCGGACCUGUGAAGUGCAUCGACUCAAACUGUCCCAGGAUGAACAGUCUGUGUACGAUGUGGUCUUUGCCCAAUCCAGAUCUACUCUGCAGAAUUACCUGAAGAGACAUGAAGGAAACGAUGUGAACAAUGGAAAGACUUCCAGCUCCAAUCCCUUUGACAAAGUGGCCAAAGAGUUUGGUAUGUCCCAGACUGACCCUGCUCUGUCGAGUUCCCAGCAACCUCAACAGGCGUCCAGCACCGUCCACAUCCUGUCCCUGUUGCUGCGCCUCCGACAGUGCUGCUGUCACCUCUCACUUCUUAAAAAGACUCUCGACUCGACGGAGCUGCAGGGUGAUGGGAUCGUCUUGUCUCUGGAGGAGCAGCUCAACGCUCUGUCACUCUCCUCCAGCCCGUCACCAUCAGGGCCCGACCCCAAAGACACUGUGGCCCUUAAUGGCACCCGCUUCCCCUCACAGCUGUUUGAGGACACCUGUGAGAGCAGCAAGAUUUCUGCUAUUGUCUCUGAGCUGAAAGCAAUCAGGCAGAAGAGUGAUGGACAGAAAAGCGUGAUCGUGUCCCAGUGGACCAGCAUGCUGCGCAUCGUGGCAGUUCAUCUGCAGCGCAUGGGCCUGAGAUACGGUGUCAUAGAUGGGACUGUCAACCCCAAACACCGCAUGGACCUGGUGGAAGAAUUCAACACUAACCCCAAAGGACCACAGGUGAUGCUGGUUUCUCUUUGUGCUGGAGGUGUCGGACUCAACCUGACUGGUGGGAAUCACCUCUUUCUCCUAGACAUGCACUGGAACCCAGCAUUGGAAGAUCAGGCGUGUGACAGAAUCUACAGAGUUGGACAAACAAAAGACGUCACCAUCCACAGGUUUGAGUGUGAAGGCACAGUGGAGGAGAAGAUUUCCACACUGCAGGCGAAGAAGAAGGAGCUGGCCCAAAAUGUGCUGUCAGGAACAGGAAGCACCUUCACCAAACUCUCCCUGGCUGAUCUCAGAAUCAUUUUUGGUGUCUGAGAUGAGAGGACUGAGGAUGCUGUGCUACGCCGUCAAAAUGAUAGCUGUAACACGAGACAACUGUUCCUACACACAUUCAAAAUUCAAGUAAUAAUUAAUAAGACUGCGGUGAUAAAUGAUACUUGGUCUAAGCGUUUAGAGAGUUCAUAUCCCCGUUUGUACGUUUUAUUUAUCAUUUUCUUUGGUCCAGUGCAAAAAUGGUUACUUGAGGCAUGUGAAGCUGUUUUUUUCCCCGUUUCCUGUCAGUUCUUUUAAUUUCUGGUGGCUUAUUCACUAUUUUUUAUUGCUGUGCAUUGUAUUGUUGUACAUGUGUAUGUGUGUUGAUGUUCAAAUAAAUUCACCUGCCUUAAAAAAACU